AAUUUCUAUCGGUACUGAACCGGAAAUGGUUUAUUCAAACCCGCAAGGAAACCCGAAUUAGAAUUAAUCAAAACACAUGACAGAGCGAACCGGUUCUAGUUCUUUUGCACGAUUUUCCGCCACCACUAACACCGCCGUCCACCGCCCCGAUUCGCCGCAGUCCGCCAAGGCAUUGACCACCACUAUCCUCAAUCAUGUCCGCCUCGGGCGACUUCCGAAAGCAGUCUCCAUUCUCUUCUCUUCCGCCGUCGCUUUGCCUUCCUCCCUUUACGCCCAUCUAUUCAGGAUUUGCGCAUCAAGCAAAGCAAUUGUCGAGACCCGGAAGCUCGAAUCUCACUUGGUCACCUUCACGCCGAAUCCGCCAGUGUUUUUGCUCAACAGGGCAAUAGAAUGUUACGGAAAAUGCGGUUGUUUGGAGGAUGCCGAGGAACUGUUCGACGAAAUGCCGAGUAGAGAUGGCGGGUCUUGGAAUGCGAUGAUCACUGCGUAUUCAAAAAAUUAUCGGGCGGGAGAUGCGUUGGGAUUGUUUUCCAAGAUGAUUGGGGAGGGAGUUUUUGCGAGUGAGGUCACUUUUGCUAGUGUUCUUGGGUCUUGCGGUGAUGCAUUGGAACUUUGGAUGUCAAGACAGGUCCAUGGUCUUGUUGUGAAAUACGGUUACGUGGGAAAUGUUAUAUUGGAGAGUUCGCUCGUGGAUGUGUAUGGAAAAUGCCGGGCGAUGGUGGAUGCUAGGAGGAAGUUUGAUGAGAUCGAGAAUCCGAACGAUGUUUCUUGGAAUGUGAUAGUUCGGAGGUACCUGGAAAUGGAUGAAGGUGGCGAGGCUAUAAACAUGUUUUCAAGAAUGAUAAGGAUGAAGGUGAAGCCAAUGAGUUUUACGGUGUCUAAUGCCGUUCUUGCUUGUCUGAGUAUUGGUGGACUUAAAGAAGGCCUUCAAAUUCAUGGAUUUGGUAUCAAGAUUAAUAUGGAAGAGGAUGAAGUGGUUUCGAGUACUCUUAUCAGCAUGUAUGCCAAGUGUGGAGAUUUGGAGAGCUCAAGGAGGAUUUUCAACUUGCCUUGUUCCAAGAAUUUGAUUAGCUAUACUUCAAUGGUCUCGGCGUAUGCUAUGAGUGGGAGAAUGAUAGAAGCCAGAGAGUUGUUUGACCAAAUGCCCGAAAGAACGGUGAUCUCAUGGAAUGUGAUGUUGGCAUGUUACACACGUUCGUUUGAGUGGGAUAAAGCAUUGGACUUUGUGAUAAUGAUGCGUAGGAAGACUAAAGAAGCUGAUCAUGUUACACUCGGAUUAAUUCUGAAUAUGUGUGCAGCAAUUCCAGAUGUAGAACUCGGUAAACAAGUUCAUGGAUAUGCCUAUAGACAUGGUUUGUACUCCAAUCUCUUUGUUGGCAAUGCACUUCUUGACAUGUAUGGGAAGUGCGGUAACUUGACUAGUGCAAGAAUUUGGUUCUACGAGAUGAGCCAUUCUCGAGAUAAGGUUUCUUGGAAUGCUUUAUUGACGAGCUAUGCCCGUCGUGGAAUGAGCGAAGAAGCAAUGCUGAUCUUCGAGAAGAUGCUAGGAGAGGCAAAACCAUGCAAGUUCACCUUCGGUACACUUUUAGCUGCUUGUGCAAACAUAUUUGAACUAGAAGUAGGUAAACAAAUCCAUGCAUUCAUGAUCAGAAACGGUUAUGAUAUUGAUAUUGUCAUAAGUGGAGCCUUAGUUGACAUGUACUCGAAAUGCCGCUGCGUUUUAUACGCUAUGAAUGUGUUUGAUAAAACUGAUUCGAAAGAUUUGAUCCUCUUCAAUUCGAUGAUUUUGGGGUGUUCGCAUAACGGAAUGGGUGGGAAAGUAGUUGAGCUAUUUGAGCGAAUGGAUAAGGAGGGGAUCAAGCCAGAUAGAGUCACUUUUCAAGGCUUAUUACACGCUUGUAUAUCCGAGGGCCGAGUUGAAAUGGGGAGGCGUUAUUUCGAUGUAAUGAGUGACAAGUAUUGUUUGCUGCCUGAGUUGGAGCAUUAUGUUUCCAUGGUUGAGUUAUAUGGUCAGUAUGGAUUUAUGGAUGAACUCGAGAGUUUCCUUACAAACAUGCCGUUUGAUCCUACUUCCACUAUAUUGAUGAGAGUGUUUGAUUACAGCCGAAAGUACAAGUGCUUAAAGCUAGGCAAUUGGGCUUGUGAUCGGCUCAAUGAAUUGAAUCCAUUGGUUCCUUUUCGAUUUGAUAUUAUGGAUAACUCCUGAUUAUAGGAAACUUGAUUAGUACAAGUCAGAUGUGAGAGGAGAAGUUGAUGCACAAAUGACAAGGUGGAUACUGGUAUUCGGAUUUUGUCAGUGAAUCAUAGGAAAGCAUGUUCGGCCGAGAACAUAGUCAAUUCGAACAACAAGGCAACAUUUCAUGAUUAGUUGGGAAAAUCUUGUUGGUUGUUCACUUAUGGUGUUGCCAGUAUGAAUUGCUCUUUUGAUGAAUGCGAACGAGAGAUUCAUGUACGUGAAAUCGGCACAGCUUGAGCGAAGUCCGCAUCUUCCAGUUCGCCCGAUUACCUCCCAGCUCCGGUGCAAGAAUUUGUGAACAAAUGCCUCGGUUGGUUGGGGAGAUUAGUCAUUAUUAACUAAAUAAUUGAACUCUGUUUGAUGUUUGGUAUUCUCGAUAUCUUGCCUUUUUAGGUAGUUUUUUUGUUGGACGUCCGAUAAAAUAAUUAGGUUUUCAUCAGAUUAGAUUAUUUAAUGUUAUCUUGGCUAAUCUUAUCUUGACGACCAAACGAGGCCAAACACUAUUUAUGAGGGGAUGAAAACUAUCUUUUUUAAUUUUCAGAAAAUUAUACAUCUUGUCUCUUGACAUUUUAGCCUAUAUAUGUAACAUUUUAUUGUAUCCAAUUUAGAUGAAGCCUAACUUAUAUUGCAGAGCUAAAUAAUUGAUGUCAAU
Molecule: messenger RNA, 2888 nt
Organism: Erythranthe guttata (spotted monkey flower)
Lineage: Eukaryota; Viridiplantae; Streptophyta; Magnoliopsida; Lamiales; Phrymaceae
Product: pentatricopeptide repeat-containing protein At3g26540
Biological process (GO): RNA modification
Molecular function (GO): protein binding; RNA binding
Source: RefSeq, a predicted model, not a curated record